AUGAAUAUAACUUUUAUUAUAUUUGUUAUAUUUUAUAUUUUAAUAUUGGGUUGUUCCAAUGAUAGUAGUCUUGUAGGAGCUACCACUCAACUUAAUAUUGUAAAGAUUAUUUCAUCACCUAUGAAUACAUUUCCCACACAAUCAGUAAACAGUAUUUUAGUUUGUCAAUUUCAAGCAACCAUAAUAGUAGAGACUGAUUUAGUGAUUGAUUCGGUGGAUGUAAAAUCAAAUACAACACAAAAUACUGCAACACAAGCCUAUCUACCUCUAGAGUUCAAAAAUACCAAUUAUACAGCAUGGUCAUUCACUUUUAGUUCACAGGCACCUACAGUAAAUCCUCUAAAUAUUACAUUUACCACAACCACCAAUACAUUUGUAUUUCCGAAUGCCAUAAAUUAUGGUUGUUUUUCAUUUUUCCCAAAUACUACAAUCAUAUCCAGUCAACCAUAUAUCGAUGAAUUCUCAAAUAUCAUUGUUUAUGCAGAGGUAGAGGAUUCACUUGUAGACUACUCAUGUAGUCUUCAAGUAAUGAUUACAAGUAAAUGUAGAGUAGAUGUUUUAUCUAAAAGUGGAGUGUAUCCAAAGAGACCUUAUAACAGUUUAAAAAUAACAAUGAGUUUUUCUGCAGCAGAUAUAACUGCGAAUAUGCUUUCCAGCACAUCAGUGCAAAUUGUUGGUUCUACAAUUUAUAGUAUUCCAAUUAGCUUUCCAACAAAUGUUUGUGCUAUUAACUCGAGAUUAAUUAAUAAGAUGCCAACACAAUAUUGGGUAGACGGAACCACAGUGUCAUUUUAUGUUUUGGUUAGUUUUAGUUUCUCAAAUUGUACUGAUCCAAACUUUUUUGUUACAUCUACUGAUGGAGUAGUUGUUCAAAUAAAGUCGAAUGCCACUGAAUAUCAAUAUCUAUUUUAUAAGAAUAUUACAGCAAUUGGAUUAGCACAAAUUUCAAUAAAAAUCAAUUAUAGUACAUCUUCAGUUGGAAAUUUACCAUCAAAUUUAGCAUAUUAUAAUUCGACAACCAAUGCUAUCGUCCCUUAUUUCAUUAAUUUUGCAAAAGGAUUUACACCAUCGGCAUUCACAACAUCAUAUGUAGGAUCAACCAUAAGGGAGUUGAUGAUCACACCAGCUAUAGCACAUCGAUUCCCAUUUUCUUUUGGAUAUGGAAAUUACACUUCGUACAACAGUUCCAUUGGUUUUCUAGUUCCACCUUUUAUCGCUGGAUUUGCAAUCAAUUUUUAUUAUAAAGUUGCAUCAAUGGAAUACAGAACGCAAGCAUUUAACAAUGUUCCUUCAGCAAAACAAGAUAAUAAUGCACCAUUAUUAAAACAAUUCAAUUUCACAAUGAUAACAAUCAAUACAGUGAAUGUAACUAUUAAGGUAUCUGAUGAUAUAUCUGGUAUAAAGAUGGUAUCAAUUGCUAAUUACAAUCUAACAACAAUGAAUAUGACAAACUUUAACAACAAUCUUACACAAGUCGAAUUCAAUAUUCAAGUGAAAUUGGAUCUUUUCAACCCAAAUUAUGAAAUUAAGAUUUACGAUUGGGCUGGAAAUAUCAAUACACUUGUAAUGGGUCAAACUUUAACACCACCGGAUUUUGCAACUUUACCAAAUUUCUAUACAAAUAUAACAAUCGAUUGUAUUAAAAGUAUUAGCUUUAAUCCAACAAGAAUAGAUGUUUUGAUGGGUACAGAUUUAGAGAUUACAUUCCAAUUGGACACGACGUUAGUUCCCUAUGCUUUGGAACUACCACAGUUUUUGUUGUAUAGUCCAAUCAGUAAUUCAACUGCUAUCGUUGUUGGAACUGCAAGUGCCGGUGUUUAUACAAUCACAACUAAGGUUACCAACUACAUAAAACAAGGAGCUCUACAGUUUCAAUUGAUUAACCGAUACAUCGAUAGCACUGCCAUCAAUUUGAGGUUUGGCAAGAGAGUGGUUGUCAUGAACAAUUACUAUGAUCUAGUUCCAACUAGAAUUAAUUUCAAUCCUAUCCAAAAUCUUGUCAACUCUGAUAGUAAUCCAGCAACAAUUCACUGGAACAUCAGCAAAGAAGACACGACAAAGAGUAUUGGUUUGCUCUAUAUUGAAAUAUCAUCCACCAGGGAUCCUACCUUAAAGACAAUGUCCUUUGACAAUACACAACUACCAUUGAUCAUUGAUAUUCCAAUGUCUCCAAACUGUCAAUCUCAAGUCUAUUCCAUCUCCAAAGUAAUAUUGACAGAUACCCUUGGUAAUAACUUUACCUAUGACUCUAAUGGCACUUCACUACCAAUGAGUCCAGUUGCCGGCAUGGGUGCUAUCGAAGUCGUUUGUACCAUUCCAAUCAACGAUAUUAUUCCACCAAUUCUCACAGAUUUCACAAUCAAAACAAUAAUUCCAAACAAGAGAUAUUUCUUUAACAUCACUAUAGAAGAAAACCUUUCUGGAAUAUCUUAUUUUAAUGUACCUGUUGUUUAUCUUACCAAUGUCUAUGGUAAUAGUCUAGAGAUGAUAACAUUUAGAUCUGACUCCAACACAGGUGUAAGUAAUUCAAAUGUUACAAUAGACAUACCUAAUGGAUUUGGAUAUGGUGGAUUGCUAGUUUCUGUUUAUGGUUUGAAGGAUAACUAUGGAAAUUUCAAUGGAUACUCUUCAAAUCAACUCCAAGAGGCUGGCUUCCAAUCGUUCAUAGCAACAACAUUUUCAAAUAUACCAACGAUAACAAGUGUAUCUAGUAUAUCUGUUAAUGGAGGUGAUCUCUCUGUUACAGGUAUGCAAUUUGGUAGCUCAAAGUCAAGUGUUUUUGGAUAUCUAGAUUGCCAGAGUGGAACUACUCCUCAACCAACAGCCAUUCAAUCACUAUUGAGCGACAGUCAAUUGGUAUUGACCGUUCAGAAAUUUAAGGUUUCAUCCUGUCUAUUGGCUGUAUCAGUUAAUGGAUACUUUUCAAACUGGUUCACAGUAACCCCAACUGGAUUCACACCACCCCCACCUCCAUGCCCAUCGGACUCCUGCAGUUCCCACGGAACAUGUUCUGCAUAUGGUUGUGUCUGCAAUUCCGAUUGGACCGGUGCAGAUUGUUCGUUGAAACCAACACUGGAAGUACCAAAACCACAAUUCAAUCAAACCUCACCAACUAUUACCAUUGAUACUUCCUCAUCCCCAUCAUCCAAUAACAACAAUAAUAAUAAUAAUAAUAAUAAUAACUUUACAAAUAUUUUGGAUAUUGUAUCGGUUGAUGAAUUGAAACCUGAUGGAAGUGUAUUCAUUUCAUAUACACUCAAAGGCUGGAAUGUUUAUAAUAAUACCGACGAUAAAUCCAGUGAUAAUCAUACCAGUAUUUUAUAUUCAACAGUGCUGAAUGGUACUCAAGCAACUGUAAAUGUAACUAUUGAUUGGUAUCCCAAUGCAAUCACCAAGGAGUUUGCCAAUCAAACAAUUCAACUUUCCAAUCACACUCUGAAAUACACCAUCAGUAUUACCAAGUACCAAUUCAAUGACCGUCUCAACUCGAUGAGAGUGAUAUUCUCCAAUGGAAUCAUUUCUAAACCAUCGGAUGAUGGAUGUGUCAAAACCGAUCGACAAUAUGGAAUGCUGGAUAGCGAUACGAAAGAAAUCAGUUGGAUACAGCUCAUCAUCAAUGAUAAUAUAUUAUAUGCCAGAUUCCUCAAACAAGGAAUAGUAGAUGGUAGAAUUACAAGUUUAAAUAACUAUAUAUUGGAUGAAAAUGAAAGUGAUAAUAGCGAAAACAAAGUCUUGACUAAAAUAGCAACUCUAAUUCCAUAUUUUGAAAAUCAAGUAUUAAUAGAUCCUGAUUUCCAAGUUUUGUUGGGAGAUGAUAUUGGUGUGGAUAGUUGUAAUGAUAAUGGAGAAUCAAAGAUUUCCAAGGGUGUAAUAAUAGGUGUAGUAGUUGAGCAUACCCAAAAAAACUCAAAAAGUAUGCAUCCAUCUAUCUAUCAUAACACAUUUAUUAUUGUGGUGGCAGGCAUACCAGCACCUCAUCAAAAAUCACAUUAA
Heterostelium album PN500 is the source of this 3993-nucleotide messenger RNA. RefSeq lists its product as uncharacterized. The coding region runs from base 1 to 3993 and encodes 1330 amino acids. The record is from RefSeq and is a predicted model, not a curated record. The transcript has 9 exons. NCBI's taxonomy places the organism in Eukaryota, Evosea, Eumycetozoa, Acytosteliales, Acytosteliaceae. Gene Ontology annotation, biological process: sexual reproduction.